GGUGAAUUGUUGUUGUUAUUGCCGAUGAUAUGAAACAAUGAUAAAGAUGAUAAUAUCUGAAAUUCAAAAAAAUGGCUAAAGAUAUGAUAACAGUUAAUCUUUUCAUUGAUAUGUUGAUGAUAAGCAAAAAAGCUCAUAAUAAUAAUUCAGUAACUCAUACAUCUUCCAAAGAAAAACGUCGAUCAUCAAUAGGCAAAAAAAAUCCUAAAUCCUAAAUGUUCUUUAUGGUUCAAAAAUAGAACAAAAGCCUACAAGUUUUCAUAGGAACUCUUUUUUCUUUUUUUGUUUGUUUUCAGAUGUUGUUGUUUGAUGAUAAAAUCCACAAUAUUUACAAAUAAUUUUUAAAAAAUUUCCAUCUUAUUUAUAACACAUAUGAUCGAUGUGUUAUUGUUUGUAUGUGUGUACAACAAAUUGAUCAAAAUAAUUAAUCGGGAAAAAUGUCCACCACCACCACCAACAACAACAACAAUAAUAAUACGACGACAAUGACGACUUUUUCAACGACAAAUUCAACAUCUAAAGGCCCACGAAAACCGAUAACAUUCUAUACUUCACGAACGGCACCAGCGUGUCGUGCUGUGAAAAUGGUGGCAACACAUUUGAAUGUUCCAGUCAAUGAAAUUGCCUUGCGUUGUUAUAUCGAUACACGUACGGAAAAAUUUCGAAAGAUAAAUCCAUGCCAUACAUUACCCGUAAUCGAUGAUGAUGGUUAUAUCCUGUGGGAAUCACGUGCCAUUAUGCAAUAUCUUUGUAAUGAAUAUGCACCAGAUUCAAAUCUAUAUCCACGUGAUGCAGCUAAACGUGCAACCGUAGAUCGAUUAUUAAAUUUUGAUCUUAAAACACUUAGCCAUGCUGUUAUGGCUGUACAUUAUGAAUUUAUGUUUCCCAGUGAAUAUAGUUCAUCGCGUGGAGAGAAAUUGAUUGCCGUAACGAAUGCGCUAACAUUAUUGGAAAUAUUCUUGAUCAAUAAAAAUUAUGUUGCCUGUGAACAUUUGACAAUCGCUGAUAUAUCGAUAUUGGCUAAUGUUACAUUAUUGGAAAUAUCUGUUGAAUUUGAUUUGAGUAGCUAUCCAAAUAUAUGGCUAUGGAUACAAAGAUUACGAAAUGAACUACCGUAUUAUGAAUGGCUCACCAAAAUGGCACAUGAUGAAUUACGUUCACUAAUACAAUCGGUACGUGAUGCAAAUGAUGAAUGGUCGUCGCCAUUACCACGUUGUGCAUUUACACCAUCAUUGAAUAAUAAUGGCAAUGCUAAUGCUAAUGCUAAUGAUGAUUCGACAUUAGCAAGUUGUUCGACCGAUUGUAUUGUACAACAACGAAGACAAUAUAAAAGAUUAUUUUCAAAUGAUGUACAAACGGAUGUAGCAAGAAUAAUGGCCGCUGUUAUACCGACAUUUAUUAAGAAUAAGACGACAACAAAAUCGAUUAAUAAUGAUGAUCCUGAUAAAAAUCAUGAAUCAAAUGCAAUCACGAAUAUCAAGACCACCGAAUCGAUACCGAAUACAUCCACUACUACAGUGAAAUCAUUGUCACCAGUUGCUGUAAAUAAUUCGCCAUCAUGUAUGCAAUUCUUUUGUGAUGAUCGUUCAUGUCUGAUAUCAUCAUUGAAUAAUAAUGGUUCGACAUCGAAUACACAAAUUCAAUCAAAUAAACAUACACAACCACAACAAUAUACCGGUAGUAGUAAUUAUGGUCAUGAUCGAAUGUUGAACAUUUCCAAUGUUAAAUCAUCAUCAUCACCAACAUUGAAUAAUCAUAAUUAUCAUCAUUAUGAUUAUGAUAGCAAUGUCUAUACAACAAAACGAAUACGUUUAACAAUUGAACCAAAUACUGGUCAUAUUGAACAUUUGGAUUCAUCACAACCAUCAUCAUCAUCGUCGUCGUCGAUUCAAUGACAGAAAAUUAUUCUUUUUUAUUAAUAAUCAUCAGAUC
This is a messenger RNA of Dermatophagoides farinae (American house dust mite), 1932 nucleotides long. RefSeq lists its product as uncharacterized. NCBI's taxonomy places the organism in Eukaryota, Metazoa, Arthropoda, Arachnida, Sarcoptiformes, Pyroglyphidae. Gene Ontology annotation, molecular function: glutathione transferase activity. The record is from RefSeq and is a predicted model, not a curated record. Gene Ontology annotation, biological process: glutathione metabolic process.